Cylas formicarius (sweet potato weevil) is the source of this 1427-nucleotide messenger RNA. RefSeq names its product zinc finger protein 660-like. Gene Ontology annotation, molecular function: zinc ion binding. The coding region runs from base 162 to 1427 and encodes 421 amino acids. Gene Ontology annotation, cellular component: nucleus. The transcript is spliced from 5 exons. Lineage: Eukaryota; Metazoa; Arthropoda; Insecta; Coleoptera; Brentidae. The record is from RefSeq and is a predicted model, not a curated record.
GUAAUAAUUCUUGAUUUGUCGUUGAUUAAGGUUUCGUUCAUCAAAAAUAGGUGUUCAUCACUGUGCAACACUUUGGCUUCGAAUCCGAAUCAUAUCUUAAAUCUAAUUAGAUGGGCGAAUGCCUCUGAUAAUGUUACGCUAAACAUUCAUUGCACAUACAUAUGUGCUUGAAAUUUUUCGUGCUCUGUGCUGUAAUAAACGUUUUUCGAAGUAAACAAUCCGGAAUUUAUUUUAUAUUCCAAUUUUACACUGUUUUAAUGCACGAAGAAUGCCGGAUAUGUUUAUUCGUGACACCAGUGCCGAAUCGACUGCAUAUUUCAACCAUAGUCGUGGAAGAGAAAGACGUGUCCCAAGCCCUUCAAGACUGCGCUUCUAUUCAGGUCAGCGACGAUGACCAGUUGCCAAAAUUUGUUUGCCCGAACUGUUUUGAAAGGCUUCAAUCGUUUUAUGAAUUUAGACGAUUAAUAAUUACUUCAGAUGAAAAGUUAAAACGAAUGUCUUUGGAAUUUGAAAAUGUCAAAUUAGAAGAACGUGAAGAAGUUUCUUCGACUGAAAAUGAACCUGAAAAUGACGCCAACAAUGAUUCUUAUUUAGAUGCUUGUCCUAAUAAUGAACCGGUCAAACCCAGGAAGGGCAAACGGAAAAAACAAACAAAACUGGUGCACGAAUGCGUCGAAUGUCAGAAAACAUUCAAAAAAGCUGAUCAUUUAAAUGUGCACAUAUCAUAUAAACAUGCCGAGAAGAGAUUCGAAUGCGAGUAUUGUGCCAAAAAAUUCGCCCGGACUUAUGAUUUGGCCUACCACCUAAGGGUACACAGAGGAGAGAAGCCUUACAUGUGUGAAAUCUGCCAAAAGUCAUUCGCAUCUUCGAGCUACUUUUACAUGCACAGGCGAAUUCACACCGGCGAAAAAAAGUGCAAGUGUCAGUUUUGUGACGAGGCGUUCAUUAAUUCGGAUCAGCUGCAGAUACAUGUGAGGCAGAGGCACACUGGCGAGAAACCCUACCUGUGUGACAUUUGCAGCAGCGCGUUCUCCAGCAGCAGCGGCCUCUUUCGGCACAAACGCGACGUCCACGAGAAGAAAGAAUUGUGCCCCGUGUGCGACAAAAUGUACAGUGGUCGCGUUUUAAAAGAGCAUAUGCGUCGCCACAUGGAGAGAGAGGCGGGGAUUAAACGGUACGUGUGCGAGCAGUGCGGGAAGGGUUUCACGUGCGGCACCAGCCGAAAGAGACACCUGGCUGUUCACAGCGGCGAGAAACCCUUUAAAUGUGACGUGUGUCAAAAAUCAUUUAAUCAGCGUUCGACUUUGGUGACUCACUCGAGAGUUCAUUCGCACGUUAUGCCGUUUCCGUGCGAGUACUGCUCAAAAUCUUUCCGAUACAAACAUCACCUGAGAAACCACGUGGGAAAGCACCAUAAGGAGGCGUAG